CAGGCAGGUUGCGAACGUCGCUCCCCUGAGAACCAAUUGGCCCUGAGAAGAAGAAGAAGAAAGACGCUCACGUCGCCUUCCCGACUCGACGCUUUUGUCUCCUCUUUGCCGGCUCUCUCUCGGACGUGAGCGCGCGCGCAAGGCUGGAGUGAGCGGGCGGGAUCAUCUGCGGCUCCUGGUCCCUUCUAUCUCUACUUUUCUCGCGCACGCAAAGAGAAGAACAGGUCGCUGCACAGCGAAGGGAGAAGCGAUAGCUGUGCAAGAUGGACGAGUCUUCCAAAAUCCUCAAUGAGGCGCUCAACGUCGUCAAGGUGCAGUCGGUGCAGAUGAAGCGAUGCCUGGACUCGGAGAUGCUCAUGGACGCUCUCAAGUCGGCCUCGACGAUGCUCUCGGAGCUCCGCACCUCGUCGCUGACACCCAAGAGCUACUACAAUCUUUACAUGGCCGUGUUCGAUGCGCUGCGACACCUGUCCAUCUACCUCUACGAUGCGCACACGACAGGCAAGCACCACCUGGCGGACCUGUACGAGCUGGUGCAGUACUGCGGCAACAUCGUGCCGCGCCUCUACCUCAUGAUCACCGUUGGCUCCGUCUACAUGUCGAUCCCCGAGGCGCCCAUCAAGGAGAUCAUGAAGGACGUCAUGGAGAUGAGCCGGGGCGUCCAGCAUCCCACCCGCGGUCUCUUUCUGCGACACUAUCUCAGCGGCGCCACCCGCGACCACCUCCCCGUGGGGCAGGACAUGGGCCCUGGGGGCAAUCUGCAGGACUCGAUCGGCUUCGUGCUCACCAACUUCAUCGAGAUGAACAAGCUCUGGGUCAGGCUGCAGCACCAGGGCCACUCGCGGGACCGCGAGAAGCGCGAGAUGGAGCGCAAGGAGCUCCGCAUCCUCGUCGGCACCAAUCUCGUGCGCCUGAGCCAGCUCGAGGGCAUGGACCUGGAGAUGUAUCGGCGCAUCAUCCUGCCCAGCAUCCUCGAGCAGGUCGUCAAUUGCAAGGACGUCAUUGCGCAAGAGUACCUCAUGGAGGUUGUUAUCCAGGUCUUUCCCGACGACUUCCACCUCCGCACCCUGGGCCCUUUUCUCUCUGCAUGCGCCCAGCUGCACCCCAAGGUCAACAUCAAGAACAUCGUCAUUGCCCUCAUCGAUCGUCUCGCAGCCUAUGCGGCCAGAGAGGCCGAGAAUGACAGCCCAGAGGAGAUCCGGCGGCAGGAGCAGGAGGCGAGCCGCAAGCUGGCGGAGAAGACGGCCAACAUGCGCGUCACCGGCCAGAGCAAGGGCCCCAGCUCCGUCUGGGACGAGGUGGCCGCUGCCGAGGGCGAGGGAGCCAGACACGACGUCGCCGAGCCCAAGUCUCCGACAGGCUUUGCUGGCGUCUCGGCACCCGCUGUGGAGCCGUCUGGCUUUGCGACAGAUCCUGAUGACGCAGCCGCGCCCAACGUCGCCACGCACAACUCGCAGACCGAGUCGCGUUUCAAUACUGUCCCAGAGGGCAUGGACGACGAGAAUGCAUGGGCCUCUACCGCUGCCUCGUCCUCAUCCCAAUCGACGACAACUCCCGACGAGGCCGCCUCUUCUUCCAAUGCAUGGGCCUCCUCCUCGUCUGACUCGGCAACGGAUGUCGAUGGUGCUGCCAACGGGGCAGUUGAGUCGACGGGCGAGCAGCCCGAGCAAGAGAUGACGUCUGGAGCGCCGCCUACAAAGGCACCAAAGGAGCCUGCAGCCUCGGCGCCAAAUGGCGACAGCAGCAGUGCGCCUCCUGCGAAUCAGGCACAAGCGCAAGAGCAACAAACGCAAGCGGCUCAGGCCCCACCACCGCCGCCAAUCGAGAAGAGCAAGCCAGGCAAGAAGUUCAGGGGUAUCCCCGAGGACGUCAAGCUGUUUGAGGUCUUUUGGGCCCAGGUGGUGCAGCUGAUCCGAGCACGGCCCGACCUGUCGAUCCAGGACAUCACUGCUCUGUUUGUCUCGCUUGCCAACUUGUCGCUGAGCUGCUACCCGGAUCAGCUCGAGUACGUGGACCAGGUGCUGGCCUUUGCCCGCGAAAAGGUCGGCGAGUUCCAGCAGAGCCCGGACCUGCAUACACCCGUGACGGCGUCGAACCUCAAUGCGCUGCUCCUCUCGCCCAUCAAUGCAUACCUCUCCAUCCUCACGCUCCUGGCCCUGCCCAACUACAAUGCGCUCCUGUCGGUGCAGCCAUAUGCGACACGGAAAAACAUCGCCCACGCCGUCCUUAUGUCGGUGCUGCGAAACGAGACGGUCAUGUCGACGCCCGAGGAUGUCGACGGGGUGCUGGAGCUGUGCAGCACCCUCGUCAAGGACCAGCGCGACGCGACGCUGCCCCACCAACACCAUCCCCAACAUCUUCCGCAACACCAGAUGAACGCUGGUGGCGCUUAUCAGGGCGCCAUGUACGGUCACGGCCAACAGCCAAUCCACCCGCACGCCCAGGACGCCCGAUAUGCUCACAUGCAGCAGCAGGCCCAACAGCAGCAGCAGCAACAACAACAUCACCUUCAGCAGCAACAGCAGAUGGCAUACAACAACAAUAUGAACCGGCAGAUGAUGGGCCACCGCCAGCACCAGCAGGCGCAGAUGGAUCUCGAGGAGAUGGCCGAGGAGCAGGGCUGGGUCGCAAGGGCCAUCCACCUCUUCCGGUCCGACGACCUCGAGACCCAGUUCAGCCUGCUUCAGACGGCCCGCCGUCACUUUGUCGAGGGAGGCGAGCGCAUCCGCUUCACGCUGCCGCCGCUCAUUGUGUCUGCAAUCAAGCUCGCACGGCGCUACAAGGUCCGCGAGAAGCUCGAGGGCGACGGCUGGGAGUCGAAGAUGAUGACGCUCUACAAGUUCGUCCACCAGGUCAUCACCAUUCUCUACAACCGCGUCGAGACGUCGUCGGAGCUGUGCCUGCGCCUCUUUUUGCUCGCUGCCCAGAGCGCAGACGAAGCCGGCUUCGAGGAGCUCUCGUACGAGUUCUAUGUCCAGGCUUUCACAAUCUACGAGGAGUCCAUCAGCGAGAGUAAGGCCCAGCUGCAGGCGAUUGGCCUCAUCAUUGCCACGCUCCAGACGGCCAGGGUAUUCGGGCCCGACAACUACGACCGGCUGAUCACCAAGGCGGCCUUGCACGGCGCCAAGCUGCUCAAGAAGCCCCAUCAGGCGUCGGCUGUGCUCCUCGCAUCGCAUCUCUGGUGGCAAGAGGACCUGGCGACGCGGCCGGCUGCCGUAGCGUCGAAGAAGAAGGCAGCAGCAGCAGCAGCAGCAGCAGCAGCAACGGCGUCAAAGAAAAAGGAAAAGAAGGAGGCAGACACCGCGACUGCGAGCUCUUCUUCUUCUUCUUCGUCAUUGGCAUCGCCAACCGCAGCGUCGGACGUGGUGCUGCUGCGCGACGGCAAGCGGGUGCUCGAGUGCCUGCAAAAGGCGCUCCGCAUCGCAAACGGCUGCAUCGACGAGCGGUCGACGGUCGAAAUCUUUUGCUCGGCGCUGGACAGCUACCUGUACUACUUUGAGCGCAAGGUCGACGAGGUCGCGCCAAAGUACAUCAACAGCCUCGUCGAGCUCAUUGCCAAUGGCCUCGAGAGCAUCCAGCAGAUGCAGGGCGCCGACGGCAGCGCCGACCAGCAGCAGCACCACCACCAUUCGCACCAGCGUGGCGGCGCAGGGGCUGGCGCUGGCGGUGCCGGCAUGAUGGAGGGCCUCCUGGCGGGCAGCCCCGAGGCAUGCGCGAGGCACUUUAAGGCGCAGCUCGUGCACAUCAAGCAGCGCAAAGAGGCCGCAGUCCUCGAGGCUGCCUCCUACGACGAGACCGACGGGCAGCGCGAGAGGGGACCAGACUGGGGCGCGAUCAGCAUCGCGGGCGCCGUGGCAAAGAUGGGCUUGUGAAGCGGACCGGUAUUACCCUUUGUAGGACCUCUUCUUAAGCCACUUUGCAUCGAUGGUCGGUGUUGGAAUACGAACGCAUAUACAGCUAAGCUCUACUGGCAUCCCACUCCCUGUUACUGCUAGCAAUAAGGCGAGCCGGUGGGUUUUGUGAUUUCCUAGAGAGUCAUAUCAUG
Messenger RNA from Acaromyces ingoldii, 4045 nucleotides. Its product is annotated as vacuolar protein sorting-associated protein 35. Gene Ontology annotation, biological process: intracellular protein transport; retrograde transport, endosome to Golgi. The transcript has 3 exons. The record is from RefSeq and is a predicted model, not a curated record. Bases 264 to 3872 code for a protein of 1202 amino acids. Gene Ontology annotation, cellular component: late endosome; retromer, cargo-selective complex; retromer complex. NCBI's taxonomy places the organism in Eukaryota, Fungi, Basidiomycota, Exobasidiomycetes, Exobasidiales, Cryptobasidiaceae.